CUAGCUUUACGUGGUUUUGUUGUACCUCACACUCCACUAAGCUGACUUCAACUUUGUACGCUGUUGUCUCAACGAAAAAAGAUGAAUGCAAAACAGUUAAUCGAGAAAGAUAAUGCUUUGCUGAAAGACAUAUUUGAYUUGUACGAUACGACCGGAGCAGAGAGAAUCAAUGUCAGCUAUCUUGGGCAAUGUCUACGAGCAGCUGGACUCAACCCAACCCAGGCAGAAGUUCGMAAAGUAGAACGAAACUUCGGCAAGGAUACCAUGGCYUUCGAGGAGUUUGUGCCGAUYUAUCAUUCCGUAGUUCAGCACUGUGCUACCACAGAAAAAAAGGUUUCGUCCGAGGCUGUGAUCGACUGCUUCAAGCACUUCGACAGAACGGAGAGCGGUGUUAUAUCAUCAUCUAUGCUUCGGCAUGUACUCACAUCACUUGGGGAGAAAAUGACAGAUGAGGAGAUCGAUGCGCUUAUAACAGGCCAYGUGAAUAAUCGUGGCGAGAUCGACUAUGAAACUAUGGUAAAAGAAAUCCUCAUGAUCGAAAAUUGAGACAUUCAUAGAUACUAGAGAUUUUUAUAUAAUUUUCCUUAGAUAGUAUAAAUGACUUUAAUAAUUGUAUAUGACCCCUACUAUGUCAAUAAUAUUCGGUUUAUCUGUUUUGGAUAUCUAAAAUAUGCUCGAUAUACAUGUCAAUGUCUUAAUAUAGAAUCAGUUAUCUAAAGAGACCAUCCCCUAACUGUACAAUAGUACUACGAGAUCGCUGUCAUGUUGUGGGAGRCUUACCCCUGCUUAAGUGAAAUUCAAGAACUAUGGUUUUCUAUACAAUAUUAGGUUCUAUAAAUAAUKAUAUGGUGUUCAUAGAGCGAUGGCCACGCGUUGUAAUUGUAGUAGUAAUUUUUUGCAUUUUAUUSAAUAAAUAAGUUAACAAAUGUCAAA
Exaiptasia diaphana is the source of this 933-nucleotide messenger RNA. RefSeq names its product myosin-2 essential light chain. Gene Ontology annotation, cellular component: myosin II complex. The record is from RefSeq and is a predicted model, not a curated record. The transcript has a single exon. NCBI's taxonomy places the organism in Eukaryota, Metazoa, Cnidaria, Anthozoa, Actiniaria, Aiptasiidae. Gene Ontology annotation, molecular function: calcium ion binding. Bases 82 to 546 code for a protein of 154 amino acids.